Molecule: messenger RNA, 294 nt
Organism: Haemonchus placei
Lineage: Eukaryota; Metazoa; Nematoda; Chromadorea; Rhabditida; Trichostrongylidae
Source: the annotation of a GenBank genome assembly
AUGACUGAUGUAAGCGCCAUAAUUGUAUCACCAGGGAUAAAUGAGAGCGGUGCGGUCAAACAAGCGGGACGUACACCUUCAGAUGUCACUCUGACUAUCAAAGCGUUUGGCCCCGUACAAGAUUUCAACUGGAACCUGAAGUUUGCAGAGACGUGGAAGAAGGAAAACUAUAAACAACGGCACGACGUGAAAGAUUUUGGUGGUGUACUGGACAAGAGCAGUGGACUAGCCCAGGUUCGGGUACGGCAUCUGCCUGGGACCGGAAAUUGUACAAGUAAUCAAGCGUCCUUCUGA